GCCCGCAUACGCAGAGUUGCAGUUGCGGCGGUUGCGGCGUUUUGUGAUGGCGGGCGUUGUGCAUGGUGGAAGCUGAUGCUAUUACGCGGUAGGCAGUUAUGUUAUUUCGCGACUAGUUCUUUUUCUUUCCAUUGAACACUCAAUAAUUCGACGUAUGAACAUAUACGUUUCGCAAUUGUGGCGAAAUAAAUAAAGCCUAUGCGCUUGUAGCCAUGUGGCCAUACACGAUAGGCGUACGCCGUUAGCGCAACUGUCGUGAUCCUCGUGACAAUAUUCUUAAACAGGCAUCAGGGAGCACCGGAAGUAAUGGAGCCGACAACAAUACGAGAUUUGAAGCCAGGGAUGAAAAACCUCAGUAUUAUAUUCAUCGUCUUGGAAAUAGGGCGACCAAACAUGACCAAAGAAGGCCAUGAAGUUCGGACAUGCAAGGUGGCUGACCGAUCAGGAUCGAUUAAUGUCUCUGUUUGGGAUGAACCGGGCACAUGUAUCCAGCAGGGUGACAUUUGCAAGCUUACCAAGGGAUACGCUUCACUUUGGAAAGGCUGCCUUACUUUGUAUACCGGAAAAGGUGGUGACAUUCAGAAGAUUGGAGAGUUUUGCUUGCCCUUCAGUGAAACACCAUUUAUGAGUGAACCUAACCCGGAAUUCAUGCAGCAGUUGCAGGCCAAAUUGAAUGCCAAUGUGGACCAGCGGCGGUCACCGACUUCGCAGGUGGGCGGGGCCAGUGGCGACUCCUUAGGUACUGCAGCCCUGCCCACACCAGCUCCAGGCAAUGGCCACCCUGGUGGGCUGGGCUUUGCCCCACGAGGAGGAGGAGGAGCACGCCCAGGGAUGCCUUACAGUUCCAUGCGUAUGCCUCUGCCCACCCAAAACAAUGGGUUUGGCAUCAAUGCAGGAGUGCCCAGUGCCAAGGCUCCGAGGCCCAACCGGAGAUUGAGUACUGUGCCAGCGUCGCCGACUUCGGGGCAGCCCAACGGGAGUCCAGCCGACUCUGCUUUGCCCAAGUCUGCCCUGGCUGCUGAAGGGCGCGACUUUCUCCGCCUCUCUGGCCGCUUUCCUUGGGAUGCUCACGCACUGCCGCAUGUUACCGGAGAGACUCUGCUCACUGCUUUAUGCACUGCAUGCAUAUACGUUAUUUUGAACCUCCUUGUAGCCAGUAUCUGUCCCUUCUGGCUGUCGUUCCCGUUUUGAGGUACUACAUGUGCAGUCAGGCUCUUCUAAUCGUGUGCAUACGUCCCUGUGUUGUGUGGCUUUUGACUGUGUGCCCCCCUCUCACAUUAAAGUUACCCCGGAGCUGUUCCUAUUCGCAGUUUCUUGCACCUGAUUGCACCAAGAACGCCUUUUGAUACAUCUUCCGGUGUGUGUCCGAAUGCGCGCAUGUAAAACACUGUCGAACAACAUUGAGACAGGUGCCUGUGGAAACAGUGUCGAUUCAGUGCAUGGAGUUUCUUGCACCAAUUACUAAAGGAAACUCUGGCGCUGGUGUCUACGGGAGCUGUAAGCAGCGCGGAUCAGCUAGCUUGGGAAUGACGUAGUACACGGAUUUGCCUUUGUCCUUCUGGCUUUCAGCGACGUUGCAACUUUUGCAAAUCAAUCAAAUCAGUGAUUUUCAACCAAGUAUUUCCCUGUAAAGGCAGCAAUUCUCAAUUAUUGGAACUUCAGAAAUAGCUUAUUCACUCUACAAGAACGUCUGAAGCCACAAGCACGAUUAGGCUGAUGUCCUAACCUAAUCUAACCCAUCAUUCCCGUGGUAGCUGAGUAGUCGCAGCGCCAAAGUUCCCUCUGAUAAUUUUUGUAGGAAACUCGUUGAGUGUCGCAUGCCAUGUCGUCGACCACACUCGACAGCUGCGUAGCAGACGGCAGGCGCCCGUUUUGCAUGCCAGGUGCAUCUGCCUUUGCUUUCCAGAAAGCCCAUCAGCACACGUGUUCCACUUGAUCGCGAGAUAUUUUAUACAGUACUUUUUUUCAGGAAGACAAUUCAAUGUUACUGUUCAUCUUGCAAGUUUUCCUUCUUUUCCUGCCAGAUGUUAACUAUCGUGUUCCUUGAAUGCAGGUUUUGUGAAGCGUUAUGCUUUUCAUUGUACAUUAAGACCGCGCAGUGAUGUCAUUGUUGUACUGUAAUAAAAUGAUCAUUUCUCGUAA
Molecule: messenger RNA, 2142 nt
Organism: Dermacentor albipictus
Lineage: Eukaryota; Metazoa; Arthropoda; Arachnida; Ixodida; Ixodidae
Product: SOSS complex subunit B1-B
Biological process (GO): double-strand break repair via homologous recombination; response to ionizing radiation; mitotic cell cycle checkpoint signaling
Cellular component (GO): SOSS complex
Molecular function (GO): DNA binding
Source: RefSeq, a predicted model, not a curated record